CAGCACAGGCGGAGUGUGUGUGCAUGCGUUUGUGCAUGUACGUGUGUGUUUUUGUAGCAGCGGCAGGAGCGCGUUGACUUCACACACAAACACACACUUUUCCGGGCCUGUCCUGAUGGUGUCUGUCCUGUCUUGUGCUCCAGAUGAGCUGCUGGAUGUAACCUGGCUCCAUGAGUGCUAUGAAUGACUCCCUGGAUGAGACGCGCAGCCUCGGGGAGAAAGCGGCCAUAUUUCGGGGAGCGAAAGGCAGUGGGAACGUCGUCGGGUCGGCCUUCAUCCCAUUGCGCUCGCCCUUGCAGCGACCCAAUGCUGCGGUCUCCACACACUUCAAGGGAAAUAGAAAAAGUAGAGCGGUGGACGAAACACAAAUGGGACACAUCCCAAAUCCCUUCCCAGAGUUGCUGCCGUCCGCUGUCUCUCUAGUGUCUGAGUGUCUGUUACCCUGGACCAAAAACCGUGCGACUCAGGUAAUCAAAGUGUACAGUGAAGACAACACCAGCCGUGCAGUGGAGGUGCCCAGUGACAUCACUGCCCGGGACAUAUGCCAGCUGUUCAUCCUGAAGAACCACUGCAUUGAUGACCACAGCUGGACCCUGUUUGAGCAGAUCCCACAUCUGAGUAUUGAGCGAACCAUAGAAGACCAUGAGUCAGUAAUGGAGGUUCAGUCAGGCUGGGGAAUGGACUCACACUGCUGUCUGUACUUCAGGAAGAAUUAUGCCAAAUACGAGUUCUUCAAGAAGCCUCUUGACUUUUUCCCAGAGCACAUGGUGUCUAUAUCCAGUGAAACCAAUGGAAUCAUGAGCCACUCACAACUUAUACAGACCUUUCUCAGCUCCAGCUCUUGUCCUGAGAUUCACGGGUUCCUUCACGCCAAAGAGCAUGGCAGGAAGUCGUGGAAGAAGUUCUACUUUGUGUUAAGAAGAUCAGGACUCUACUUCUCCAACAAGGGCACAUCAAAGGAACCCAGACACUUGCAGCUCAUUGCAGAGUUCAGUGACAGUGACGUCUACACGUUAUUAUCUGCCAAAAAAGUUUACGGCGCCCCGACAGACUACGGCUUCUGUGUGAAGGCAAGCAAGUUGAAUUCUGCACGUGAUCUGAAACUGCUCUGUGCGGAUGAUGAGCAAACCAGGACGUGUUGGGUUACAGCCAUGCGCCUCUUCAAGUACGGCAUGCAGCUUUACCAGAACUUCGUCCAGCCCCAUCAGAAGCAGAAGAGUUCUCCAAUGAGGAGCAUCUCGGAGAACUCACUGGUGGCCAUGGACUUCUCAGGACACAAGAGUCGGGUGAUCGAGAACCCGUCCGAGGCGCUGUCAGUGGCUGUGGAGGAGGGUCUGUCGUGGAGGAGGAAAAGCUGCCACAGGCUGAGCUCUCAUGGUAGUCCGUCCACCUCUCAGAGCUCCAUGUCCAGCAUAGCUAUCCAUGUGGCUCAGCUGUGGUUUCACAGCAAACUGUCCCGUGACGAGGCUCAGAAACUAAUCACUCAGCAGGGCCUCAUCGAUGGGGUGUUUCUGGUAAGGGACAGUCAAAGUAACCCGAGGACAUUUGUUCUGUCACUGUGCCAUACUCAGAAAAUCAAACACUUUCAGAUUGUACCGGUUGAAGAGAACGGCGAGCUCUUCUACAGUCUGGACGACGGACACACGCGUUUCACUGACCUGCUGCAACUAGUGGAGUUUUACCAGCUGAACAGAGGCGUUCUGCCCUGCAAGCUCAAACAUCACUGUGCCCGCAUCACCCUCUGAACCGCAGCUUGUGCCUUGGACGGGAAACCCUUUCACUCUCCACUCCCUGAUGAGCAUUAGGCUCUGAACUCUGAACUCUGAGACUGUGAUAAGGACGAGCAUCACUAAACAGACUGGACUUCUGAGGACCCUGAUAUUCAGCGAGGGAUGAUCUGUGGUCUGUGGUGCGCAAAUGUAGAUGGGAAUGUAUAACGUACUCUGUCCUGAUACAAACACUCUCAGUGUGGAUGAGACCAUCUUAUUAAGCUAUCAAUCAAAGCUAAGGUUUAACAGCAGACCAGCUGGGUCUCUGUAUGGUGUGAGCAAACUACAGCCGGGUGCACAUGCUACGAUUUUUCAUUUUGCCAUCUAAGACUAAUCUUGGGUCAAAGACUUCUUUCAGCUCAAAUAGGGUG
Sinocyclocheilus anshuiensis is the source of this 2140-nucleotide messenger RNA. It is a transcript of the gene grb14, whose product is annotated as growth factor receptor-bound protein 14. The coding region runs from base 171 to 1745 and encodes 524 amino acids. The record is from RefSeq and is a predicted model, not a curated record. NCBI's taxonomy places the organism in Eukaryota, Metazoa, Chordata, Actinopteri, Cypriniformes, Cyprinidae. The transcript is spliced from 14 exons. Gene Ontology annotation, cellular component: cytoplasm; plasma membrane. Gene Ontology annotation, biological process: insulin receptor signaling pathway; negative regulation of insulin receptor signaling pathway.